Strongyloides ratti is the source of this 660-nucleotide messenger RNA. RefSeq lists its product as hypothetical. The transcript has 2 exons. Bases 1 to 660 code for a protein of 219 amino acids. NCBI's taxonomy places the organism in Eukaryota, Metazoa, Nematoda, Chromadorea, Rhabditida, Strongyloididae. The record is from RefSeq and is a predicted model, not a curated record.
AUGUUUCUACCUAUUUUAUUUCUAGCCAUUUUAUUAUUUGGAAAAUGUGUUGAUGGUCAAAUAUCUGCUAUGUUUGGAAAUCCAAUACAAGCAGAAAAUUGUCAAGAAUGGAGUCAAUGGAAUCCAUGUAUUUGGUUACAUUCACAUAAUGGAACAAAUAGACGUUUUGAAAGAUCUUAUUUUGAUCAAUUAUUACCAGGAAGAACAGGAUGUCGUUCUCAUGUAUUUUUUAAAAUUUUAAGAGAACGUUUUGGUACAGCUUUUGAUAAUUUUUAUAAUUACUUAAGAAAAAUGACAAUAAGUGAAAAACAAUGUGGUGAAUGUUCAUAUCAACAAAGUUGUGGACGUAAUUGUCAUAGACGAGGAAACGGAAAUGUAAUAAAUCCAUUAUUUGUUGCAGAAAGAAAAUGUAUUAAUAUUGACCAAAAUGAUGCAUGUGUUUCAAGGCAACUUAAUGGUGGAUGUAAAUUAUGGCCAAAUCCAUUAAUACCUUUACCAAAUGUAACAAAUUCAAUGCUUGAUAUUAUUAAUGGAUUAGAUUAUUUAACAUGUAUUCCUGAAAAAAGAAUAAAUGGAGAUGUUUGUCGGUGUUGUUGCCAUCCAUACACAGUUAAUCCAUACACUUUUAAGUGUGAACUAAAAAGUUAUUUAAAGGGAUAG